Molecule: messenger RNA, 5746 nt
Organism: Capra hircus (goat)
Lineage: Eukaryota; Metazoa; Chordata; Mammalia; Artiodactyla; Bovidae
Gene: GUCY1A2
Product: guanylate cyclase 1 soluble subunit alpha 2
Exons: 8
Coding region: 60-2252 (730 amino acids)
Biological process (GO): cGMP biosynthetic process; response to oxygen levels
Cellular component (GO): guanylate cyclase complex, soluble
Molecular function (GO): guanylate cyclase activity; heme binding
Source: RefSeq, a predicted model, not a curated record
GCCGCCGCGGCCGCCCGUAUUCCCGCCGCCGCCGCCUCGGCCGCCGCAGCGCCGACAGCAUGUCUCGGAGGAAGAUUUCGUCCGAGUCCUUCAGCUCCCUGGGCUCCGACUAUCUGGAGACCAGCCCCGAGGAAGAGACGGAGUGCCCGUUGUCCAGGCUCUGCUGGAACGGCGGCCGCAGCGCGCCCGGGCCGCCCGAGCCCAGCGCGGCGCACGUCUCCGCCCGAGCCCCGGCGGCCGGCGCAGCCGCCGCCGCCGCAGUCAGCGCCGCCACGGCUGGGGCUAGGCGAGCGCAGCGCCGCAGGCGGGUCAACCUCGACUCACUGGGCGAGAGCAUCAGCCGUCUGACGGCGCCCUCGCCCCAGAUGAUACAGCAGACUCUCAAGAGGACACUGCAAUAUUAUGAGCACCAAGUUACAGGUUAUAGGGAUACAGAAAAGAAUUUCUACAAUAUCUCUAACAGAUGCUCCUAUGCAGACCAUUCCAACAAAGAGGACAUUGAAGAGGUCUCAGGAAUUCUUCAGUGUACUGCUAAUGUACUCGGUUUGAAGUUUGAGGAAAUCCAAGAAAGAUUUGGUGAGGAGUUCUUUAAUAUAUGCUUUGAUGACAAUGAGAGAGUCCUUCGAGCUGUAGGUGGCACGUUGCAGGACUUUUUUAAUGGCUUUGAUGCUUUGUUGGAACAUAUUAGAACUUCUUUUGGAAAACAGGCCACUCUAGAGUCACCAUCAUUCCUAUGCAAAGAGCUCCCAGAAGGUACUCUUAUACUCCACUACUUCCACCCUCACCACAUUGUGGGGUUUGCAAUGCUUGGAAUGAUUAAGGCUGCAGGAAAGAAGAUCUAUCGGCUGGAUGUGGAAGUGAACCAGGUCGCUGAGAAACUGUGCUCUGAUGGUUCAAACCCAGGCAAUUGUAAUGGCCUCGCUUUCCUUAUCAGACUAUGUGAAAAUGCUAAUAUCACGAAGAACCUUCCUCAGGGAACAUCCCAAGUUCCUGCAGACCUCAGAAUUAGCAUCAACACCUUCUGCAGAGCCUUCCCUUUUCACUUGAUGUUUGACCCCCACAUGUCAGUCCUUCAGCUGGGGGAAGGCCUAAGGAAGCAGCUCCGAUGUGACACUCACAAAGUGCUCAAGUUUGAGGACUGCUUUGAGAUCAUUUCUCCGAAGGUUAAUGCCACCUUCGAAAGGGUUCUGCUGCGCCUGUCCACCCCAUUUGUGAUUAGGACCAAGCCUGAGGCUUCUAGCACUGAGAAUAAAGACAAGGUGAUGGAAGUUAAAGGACAAAUGAUCCAUGUCUCGGAAUCAAAUUCCAUUUUAUUCUUGGGUUCUCCAUGUGUGGACAAGUUGGAUGAACUUAUGGGACGAGGGCUACAUCUCUCAGACAUCCCUAUCCAUGAUGCUACUCGAGAUGUCAUCUUGGUUGGCGAACAGGCAAAGGCCCAGGAUGGGCUGAAGAAGAGGAUGGAUAAAUUAAAAGCAACUUUAGAAAGAACUCACCAGGCCCUGGAAGAAGAGAAAAAGAAAACAGUGGAUCUUCUAUACUCCAUUUUCCCUGGUGAUGUAGCCCAGCAAUUGUGGCAAGGGCAGCAAGUGCAGGCCAGAAAGUUUGAUGAUGUCACCAUGCUGUUUUCAGACAUUGUUGGCUUCACGGCCAUAUGUGCCCAGUGUACCCCUAUGCAAGUCAUCAGCAUGCUGAAUGAACUGUACACAAGAUUCGACCACCAAUGUGGAUUUUUGGAUAUUUAUAAGGUGGAAACAAUAGGUGAUGCAUACUGUGUUGCUGCAGGGCUCCAUAGAAAAAGCCUUUGCCAUGCUAAACCCAUUGCUCUGAUGGCCCUGAAGAUGAUGGAACUUUCAGAAGAGGUGUUGACACCUGAUGGAAGACCAAUUCAGAUGAGGAUAGGCAUUCACUCAGGCUCUGUGCUGGCUGGAGUUGUUGGCGUAAGAAUGCCACGAUAUUGCCUGUUUGGAAAUAAUGUCACUCUGGCAAGCAAAUUUGAAUCAGGAAGUCAUCCUCGACGCAUCAAUGUCAGCCCAACCACUUACCAAUUAUUAAAACGAGAAGAAAAUUUCACAUUCAUUCCUCGGUCCCGUGAAGAGCUUCCAGACAACUUUCCAAAAGAAAUCCCUGGUAUCUGCUAUUUCCUGGAGGUAAGAACUGGUCCUAAGCAGCCAAAGCCUUCUCUUUCUUCAUCGAAAAUAAAAAAGGUUUCCUACAACAUUGGCACUAUGUUCCUCCGGGAGACAAGCCUCUGAGACCUGCUGCAGAUCAAAGACUCCUCCAAAAAGCACAAGCCCGGAACAUGGGUCAUGACAGGAGAAUGAAGAGAGAUAUUUCUCUUUUACUGAAUUGUUGAGAAAACAGUGGAAUUUCUGUUAUGUCAGGCAAUAAUCCUGGAAAAAGAUAGGUUAUGACUAUCAAUAAAAACCCUGGAGAGCAAGGGGGCAAUGUAUUCGUUCUUAUGAGUGAUUUUGGUCAUAUAUAUAUUAUAUAUGUAUAAUACAUAUAUAUGUAUUUUAAUUAAUUACAAAUGUGGGGCCCAUUUAAAACUAAUCAACAGUCUAUGUUUUCUUGUUUGUCACACAUAUAGGUAUCUUUAUAUAUUUGUAUUGCUUUUGAAAGCCAGUUUUGAUUAUAUAUUCCUACAUUUAGUGAGUUGGUAUGAGAGGAAUAUUUUCUAAUUUUGUUUUUCUGAGCAGACAUUUCAUACAUAUAUCUUGGCCAUGUGAUAAACUUCCCAGCAGGAAAAACUGUAACUGCAAAAUAUUUUAGGGAUAUUACCUAUUUUUAUACAUACCUCUAUAUAAUUUCAUGCAGUACUAUUAGAUUUUUCAGAAUAUGCUACUGUAUAGUUGAUACAUUAUAUAAUUCUAACAUAAGUUAAAUAUAAUUUCACUUAGACUUAAACAUAACCUAGGAUGUCAGAUGCCAAGAAAGCAUUGUAUAUCUACUUAGUAAUUAUAUCUUUUAGAUUUCAUUAAUGUAGCACAGAAUCCAAAGGAAAUGGAAUUUCCUAAUAGCAAACGUACGUAUCUGUAACCAAGAUUAAAGAUCUUUUUGCUAUUUUCUAAGAAAUAUCAGUGAAAAUAAAAUGCUUUGCUAAACUGGACCCUUUCAACUUAGCACUUCUAAAUAUACAUAGUUUUUACAAUAUACUAACUUAUAAUAAACAGCAUCCUACUAAAUUACAUGUAAGUCUUUCCCCCUUGCCCUGUCACCUUCUUCAAUGUAUGCUUCCUAAAGGCUAACUGCCACACUUGGGGAUAAAUUACUAAACACUGGCAUUAGUGAGAAAGAAGUGUAGGUUAUUUUGCGAAGGAUGUUGUUUAUGCUUGCAUAAUAAAAACAAGGGAAAAUGUGCUUUAUGAAUUUGAGAUUUUUUAAUGUUCUUCCAUAGUUUAUUUGCUGUGACUUUUAAAUUCAGUGAAUCACCUUCAUUAACACUGAAGUGUGCCUAACCUUCAUACUUAGUAAUCACAGUAGUUACAGAUAGGCUUCCAUUGCAUGUUCUGAUUAACAAUGCAUGAAAAUAUUAUUACAGACUCACCCUGAAAUUAGGAGCACAGUGUGUCCAGAAUUUUCCUAAUUUGGUUCAGAUAUAAAAACUAAAUUUCUCUUCAGUCUAAUUAGUUGGAAAGUAUUGUUUCCUUGAAACCUUGUGGUGGCCAAUUUCUUACUCCAGCAAGUAUAUUCAUUGGUAGCUUAUGUCUGCUGAAUAAAGCACAUUUUUCUGUUUAGGGUUUUAACUGCAUUAUGAUUUGCUUAUCACAUAACUCAGUUAAGGAAUAUAUUAACUAGUGUCCAAUAUAGUCUGUGAGGAUUAAUUAGUGUUUUCAAGCUCCCUAACAUACAGCUAGGAAAUACUUCUAGAUAUGCAAAAUAUUUGUUAUAAUGGUUAUCAUUUUUAUAACUAUUGAACUCUGUCUCUCCUUGGAGCAUAAGAGGACACUAGUGUAACACUUUUCAUGUGGGGAUAGGACCUAGAUCCUGAACUCUCUGAAUCCUUGCCUGUCCCUCCAUUCCUUGCAUCUAGGUCUCUGUGUUUAACCACAUCUGCGCAAGAAGGCCAGGGUGUUUAUAAGAGGCUGUGGAGGCAGAGGACAAGGUGCUCUCAUACGAAUAAUUACUCACAAAAUAAUUUCUUUAGUGGACUAGAAGAUUAACGCACUUCUUCCAUAGGGAAUAGAGGGCAAGCUUACAGUCAGUGUGGAAAGAAUAGACUCUGGGAGCACUUUAAUCCUCUUGCUGAUACUAGGAAUGCCUUAGCUAUGGUCUUCUUAUAGCGCAGGAGCAUGCGGAAAGAACCAAACUCACUGAAGUCAUUAAUGGUUAUUCUGCACAGUCACUUAAAACAUAUUGUGAAAUAGUAAAUUGUAAGCAUUUUAAUCACAACCAAUGUGUUUUGUGACCAUAAGGCUGAAAGGGACUUCCAAGAAUCAUCCAAUCUAUUUCUCUGCUUUUUGUAAAGAUUUGUCUAAGCAACUAUUCUAAACAUAUGUUUAUUUUCUCUAUACUCAAAACUAUCUGUGGGAAACAUAUUUUAAAAGCAUCCUCGGCAAUCUACUGCAUUAUCUAGUAGUUGCUGAUAGAGCUUGGGAUAAGAAUUGUAUAUAUUCAAUUUGUGAGAAUAAGCUCUUUCUUAGUUUAUAUGAUUUUACUUAGAGAAAAGUAGCUAUUUACGUUGUCACAAAUGUCACAAUGAAGAAUAUGCCAGAGAUCUAUUCAAUAUCACAAAGAGAAUGUAAACUACAUUUUUCAUACAAUAUAUAUCUUUAAAUAUAUAGUCUGAGGCAAUAUUCUGACCUAUCACCAUUUUUCCAACCUAGUACAGCUGACUUAUUAUAGCUACACUCUUCCUAUAUGUAUUUGCAAAAGAUGGUAUAACAUGGCAGUUCAUUCUAGCUGCAAUCAUAGAAUUUAGAGGCUGUGAAAAAGCAUUAUAUUUUUAUUUGUCCUAUAGAAUACAAUACAUGUAUCCUCCAUUAGCAAUUGUGAUUAUAAUAACAGGUGGUAUUGGUAUUUCAUUUGACAAAUAUCUAUACAGUAUUUGCAUGGACAAACUAUUACAUCCAUCAUGCCUCUUAGUGUGGCAGAUUGGAAGGAAUUUAAAUGAAUGUCCCUUUUGAAAUCAAGUGGUAUUAAAUUGGGAAAUGGCUUUACCCACUCUAAAGGGGAUACUUUAAGAGGGAAAAUGGCACCUAUAGUCCUCUGUUUCAGUAUUCUUUCAAGCAACUGAUUUGAAGAAGUUACUUUAUGACUAGCCAUCAGUACCAAACCUUUAUGUUGGCAUCAAUAUGAUUUUAAUGGAGAGAAUGUCAUUGUUUACAAAUAAAUGAGUUAUAUAACAAAGCCAGAAACCCCCCAUAGGUACCCAAAACAUACUGCACAUAUGUGCUUUGUGAACUUUAAUAAAUAAGUAACAGCCAUAAUAAAAAGAAUAAUAAUGCCUGAAGAACACAUAUAGUUGGGACUCGACUAUGUAGUGUUGAGUAGAGAUGGGAAGGAAGAAACAACUUCUAGAUAACAGUUUAGUCCAACUGUCUAAAAUCGGCCUUGAUACUCAUCUCUUCUCUUAAAAUUUCAAAAUAUUUUUUGAUUUCCCUUUUAAUGUCUGAUUAUGUGUGAAAUCCAAUGAGCUGUGUAUGACCAAUGGUGACUCUGAGAGAGGCACUGAUAGCCUAAGACUUGAGAGUGGGUUUAUGGGGGAUUCAGUUGGAGAAGGCAAUGGCACCCCACUCCAGUACUCUUG